AACUGAGGAGCUGAGAAAGUUAACUUUUACUCAAGGGAUGGUAACCCUUAUCAAAAAUGAAAUAGGGAACUUCUAUGAAGACCUUGGAGCACUUCUUGGAGUUCGUGAAGGUGACCUUGAUGACAUUGAGACUCGUUACUCAAGACCUACCGAAAAGGGAGGUGCUGUUCUUAAAAACUGGAGAGAUAGAGAGGGACCUCAAGCAACCGUGGGACGUCUUGAGACCGCCCUCAAUAGAUUGGGAAAGAAAAGGAUCGCAGUCAGGCUGCUAGAUAUUGCGCGGGAAGAAAAACGAACCGAAGACGGAUCAGAAGAGCAUCGAAAAACAUUUAGCAGUCCUUUAGAAGAGGGCGAGACUGGGCAACGCCAAGACAGCGAGAGAGGUUUCCCCGAGACGAUGCCCAGUAGUGCCGUGGAGCCAGCAAAUGCACCGAGAAAACGAAACGUAGAACAAAGAGAAAGGAGAGCUGAAACAGGAAGUGAACAGGGGAAGUUGGAUGAGUUAAGAGAAAGUAUCGAAAAAGUAAGAGACAUGAGAAAAGUUGUGACGAAACUCGAAUCUAAAGUGGAUGAACUUCCAAGGAGACAGCGGAAUACGGGAAGGAACGAGCCUUUGAUAACGAUGCGCAGCCUGAUGACGGAGGUAGCUGCAUUAAAGGAGGUUAUUGAAAAAAGUAUUUUAGAAUGUAUAGAGGGGAUUGGAAAUUACGAGGUGCUGGGAGAAAUGUAUGAAAAAGUUAGAAAGAUGAAGGAAGAUUUCACAGGAGAGUCCUGGAAAGGCAAUUCCGCUGUUUCGUCAUCAUAAUAAUGCUAUGCUUUUUGUCAUCAACGUCGGUUCCUUUCAAUAGGAGACAGAGGGUUUGAAAUCGCAACCAGCUAAUUUCUAGGGCAAUUGAGAAUGGAAUGUUGAUGACGAGAAUUUGUAGUAUUGAAUUAUUUUCAUGGUAUUCUUUUACACUCAGCUGGUGAUCAUUUAGAAGUAGGAAUAUCUUGGAGGCAAAGGAAAAUCUUAAAAACCUUUCCUUUUUCUGUAUUUCAAUGUGAUGGGCCCAUCUUGCCUGCUCGGGUAGCCAAUCAGAACACAGGAUUCGCUUCAUCCUGCUCACGGGCGCAGUCAGCUAUGUAAUAAAUAUGGAAUGUUGACCAAGCAUGAUGGCUGGAUAUCGGGUGCGUUUAAUGGACCGAGAAGAAGUCAAUAUCCAUAAAAAACGCUUAUAAAAAUCGAGGCUAACAUCCAGCCAUCUCAACCGAACAAGUUUGGUUAAUAAAGGAUAUUUUAAAAAAGCAAAAAUAUUUUCGCUUUAAUAAGAAUCAAUCAUGACUUGUUUAUUUAAAGAGGCGGGAAAGAAAACCAACUGUGUUUGUAGCUCAGUAAACCCACAAGGAUCAUUUAUGUUUUCUUUGUUUUGACUGUCUCCUGCCGCUUUUUGCGACAAAAGUAACAGACUUUAUACGCUUCGCGCGCUUAUUUUUCUUGCGCAAGAUGGGACCAUCUUGCCCGCAUGGGUAGCCAAUCAGAACACAGGAUUCGCUUCAUAUUGUCCACAGGCGCU
Messenger RNA from Stylophora pistillata, 1553 nucleotides. RefSeq lists its product as uncharacterized. Lineage: Eukaryota; Metazoa; Cnidaria; Anthozoa; Scleractinia; Pocilloporidae. Gene Ontology annotation, biological process: signal transduction. The record is from RefSeq and is a predicted model, not a curated record. Gene Ontology annotation, molecular function: protein binding.